AUGGAUUUCAUUGUCAGGGGGUGGACAAACACGUUUUUGAUUACUGAUCGCCGUACUGUUCAAAGACCAAGAACAAUAACAAGUAAGACACAGAUGGCUGGUCAAUUCUCCGGGCAGGUGCCCAAUCAACCAUUGCCUGCCCUGCCACAUCAGCAGAACAUGAUGCAAAACAGUGUAGGAGGUCAGCGUACUACACUCAUUAUGGAGCCUAGUUUUGUCAAGGCAAGGCGAUUCAUACAAGAGAAAAUCUAUGCUUUUCUCAUGCAACGACAACAAACACAAGAGAUAGCCCAAAAGAAAGUGCUCGAUAUUGUUAAACGAUUAGAGGAAGGCCUUUUUAAAAUUGCUACCUCCAAGGAGGAGUAUAUGAACUUGGAGACAUUAGAAAUUCGGCUACAUAGUUUGAUCAAACGUCUCCCAUUGAAUAAUCAAAAUCAGCAAUAUCAGCAGCAAGGGAAUAGUAAUACCUCUGUUGCAAUGGGAAUCAUGAUUCCGACUCCGGGCGUAUCUCAAACCGGGAAUUCAAGCGUAACUGUUCAAUCAUCUAUGGAUCACUCGUUUUCAAAUGGGGGAGGGUUGACUAAUGGAUAUCAACGGUCAACAUCCAAUUUUGCCAUGGGUUCAGGUGGGAACAGCAUGAUUUCAUCAAUGAGUGCACAAAGAAUGGCAACCCAAAUGAUACCUACUCCUGGAUUUAGUAACAACAACAACAACAACAAUGGCAAUAUUAAUAAAACUGGUAAACAGUCUUACAUGAAUGCGGAUUCAUCUAAUAAUCUUGUUGGGAUUUCGGGUGUGGAUUCUACAAUUGUUUCUAGGCCACUAAAUCAAAAACAGCAAGUUGGUGGUCAAAAUAGUCAAAUCUUGCAUAAUGUUGGAAGCCAUAUGGCUGGUGGAAUUAGGUCUAGUUUGCAGCAAAAAGCCUAUGGGUUUCAAAAUGGAUCAAUAAACAAUGUAGGGAUGAUGAAUAACAACAAUUUACAGAUGAUGAAUGGCUCAGGAUCUCGUUCUGUAAACUCCCAAACACCGCAUUUUGAUACAAAUCAGCAGCAAAUGUCAUCACAUGGUGGUGGUACUGUUGAUUCUUUAAAUUCCGGGAACUUUUAUGGCGGCACAACCUCCCGGAACAUGAAUCCGGUGAGCUUGCAGGCGUUACAUAAAACAAGUUCCCCAUUGAUGAAAAAUCAAUCAAAUUUGAAAAAUACCGAGCAAAAGAUGGGUUUUCAGGGUCAACAGCCUCUUCAUUUACAGCAACAACAGCAACAGAUGCUGCAAAUUCAGCAGAAUCAACGGGUGUCGUUUGGAAAGUCUCAGAUGAUAUCUGAUUCCGGUGGUCAAAUAAAGUCAGAGCCUGGAAUGGAAUCUCAAAAUGAAGGUUUGCAGGCACAAGUUAAUGAACAAUUCCAGUCAUCCAUGGCAACUAAUAAGUUACCAAUGGCAGAAACUUCACAGCAGAUUCUACAACACCAAUUUGAUGUGGACUCCCCAAAUGAACCAGAGGGUCAAUGGGAUUCAAAUUCAAGAUUGGGUAACAUGUCUUAUGAUCCGAAUUUUCAAGAGGAAUUUCAUCAAAGAAUAACAGGGCAAGAUGAAGCUCAAAGGAAUAAUCUAUCUUCAGAAACAUCUGGUAAUAAUUCCAGGGCUAUGGGUGAAAACCCUAACCCUAAUUCAAACCUUGAGUUACAGUAUGAGAAGCAACAAAGAUGGAUUUUGUUCUUGCGACAUGCUCGCAAAUGUGUUCAUCCACCUGGCAAAUGCCCAGAACCCAAUUGCAUAACAGCUCAAAAACUAUGGAAUCAUAUGGCAUCAUGCAAAGAUCUUGUUCGAUGCCGAUUCCCUCGUUGUCGUGUGACAAAACAUCUACUCCAUCAUCACUGGAAUUGUCGGGAUCCAGCUUGUCCGGUUUGUGUUCCGGUUAACCGUUACGUGCAACUAAAAACCAGCAUUCGUACUGAUUCCGAUUCCAAUUCCAAUUCCAUUUCCAAUUCCGGUCUUCCACCUGAUCACCAUAGUGAUCAUGCUGGCAUACAUGCUAUGAAAACGAGUCCAUCUGUGGUUGAAACUUCAGAAGCUUUACACCCGCCCAUGAAACGCAUAAAGAUCGAACCACCGUCAGAAUCACUACCUACCGGAAUUGAUAAUUCCAACGUACCAAUUCCCAUCUCUAAUACCCUAGAAGCUCUUAAAGAUGCACCGGUUGAAGAAGAUCUAGCUGUUAUUCCUAUAAAGUCUGAAGUCAAAACAGAUCUCCCUGCAACAUCUGUACAGAAGUCUGAAAGUACACAAAGUGUGGAGUUUGUUAAGACUGAAAAAGAGGUGGAAUCGGAAACUUGUGGUGUAACAAAGUCCGGAAAGCCGAAAAUAAAGGGAGUAUCAAUGAUGGAAUUGUUUACUCCGGAGCAGAUUCGGGAACAUAUUGCAGGUCUCAGACAGUGGGUGGGCCAGAGUAAAGCAAAGGUGGAAAAGAAUCAAGCUAUGGAGAGUUUAGUGAACGAGAAUGCUUGUCAGUUAUGUGCAGUUGAAAAGCUUAGUUUUGAACCACCACCUAUAUACUGCACACCUUGUGGUGCUCGUAUCAAAAGAAAUGCAAUGUUUUACACCAUUGGAAUCAGUGACACCCGCCAUUAUUUUUGUAUUCCCUGCUAUAACGAGACACAUGGAGAGACCAUAAAUGUUGAUGGAACUAAUAUUCUAAAGUCAAGAAUGGAGAAAAAGAAAAACGACGAAGAGACUGAAGAAUGGUGGGUUCAAUGCGACAAAUGUGAAGCUUGGCAACAUCAAAUAUGCGCAUUAUUUAAUGGUAAAAGAAACGAUGGAGGAGAAGCCGAAUACACUUGUCCAAAUUGUUACACAGAAGAAGUGGAAAAAGGAGAAAGGAUUCCCCUACCUCAAAGUUCGGUUCUUGGUGCAAAAGAUUUGCCUCGAACAAUUCUCAGUGAUCAUAUAGAGAAUCGGCUGUUUAAGAGAUUGAAACAGGAACGAAUGGAAAGAGCAAGGUUCCAUGGGAGAACUUAUGAUGAGGUUCCUGGAGCUGAAUCGCUUGUUGUCAGAGUUGUCUCGUCCGUUGACAAGACAUUGGAAGUGAAACAAAGAUUUGUUGAAAUGUUUGAAGAUGAAAAUUAUCCCAAGGAGUUUGGGUAUAAAUCAAAGGUAGUUUUGUUGUUCCAGAAGAUUGAAGGAGUAGAAGUAUGUCUUUUUGGGAUGUAUGUCCAAGAAUUUGGGACAGAAUCUCAGAACCCAAAUCAUCGCCGUGUUUAUCUUUCUUAUUUGGAUUCUGUUAAGUACUUCAGACCAGAUAUUAAAACCGUAACAGGAGAGGCACUUCGCACCUUUGUAUAUCAUGAAAUUCUGAUUGGUUAUCUAGAAUACUGUAAAUUACGUGGCUUCACAAGUUGCUAUAUAUGGGCUUGCCCUCCAUUAAAGGGCGAAGACUAUAUUUUAUAUUGCCAUCCUGAAAUCCAGAAGACACCGAAGUCUGAUAAACUAAGGGAAUGGUAUUUGGCUAUGUUAAAGAAGGCUAUGAAGGAAAAUGUUGUGGCUGAGCUUACUAAUUUAUAUGACCACUUCUUUAUAUCAUCUGGUGAGUGUAAAGCUAAAGUAACUGCAACCAGAUUGCCAUAUUUUGAUGGUGAUUAUUGGCCUGGUGCUGCUGAAGACAUAAUCUAUCAACUUGGUCAAGAAGAAGAUGGAAGAAAGUUAAACAAAAAAGGGCCGAUUAAAGUUAAAAAACUCAUAACAAAACGAGGCCUAAAAGCCUCGGGUCAAACCGAUAUUUCCAAAGAUCUUCUACUCAUGCAUAGGCUUGGUGAAUUGAUUUCCCCAAUGAAGGAGGAUUUCAUCAUGGUUCACUUGCAACCUGCGUGCACUCAUUGUUGUGUUCUAAUGGUGUCUGGAAAGCGAUGGGUUUGUCACCAAUGCAAGAAUUUUCGUCUAUGUGAUAGGUGUUACGAAAUCGAACAAAAGCUUGAUGAGAGAGAAAAACAUCCUAUUAACCACAGGGAGAAGCAUGCACUAUAUCCCAUCGAAAUCAACGGUGUGCCAACAGACACAAAAGACAAAGACGAGAUUCUGGAGAGUGAAUUUUUUGAUACGCGACAGGCUUUUUUGAGUCUUUGCCAAGGAAACCACUACCAAUACGACACUCUUCGGCGUGCAAAACAUUCCUCAAUGAUGGUUUUGUAUCACCUUCACAAUCCAACCGCCCCGGCAUUUGUUACAUCAUGUAACAAAUGCCACCUGGACAUCGAAACGGGACAAGGCUGGCGGUGCGAGCUUUGUCCCGAUUUCGAUGUCUGCAAUGCAUGUUAUGUAGGAAUCGAUCAUCCUCAUAACUUGACAAAUCAUCCCUCCACUGCUGAACGCGAUGGACAAAAUAAAGAAGCCCGACAACAACGAGUUUUACAGCUUAGGAAAAUGCUUGAUCUUUUGGUGCAUGCGGCUCAAUGUCGAUCGGCACUUUGCCAGUAUCCGAAUUGUCGCAGAGUGAAAGGGCUUUUUAGACACGGGAUUAAUUGUAAGACACGCGCUUCCGGUGGUUGUCUUCUUUGUCACAAAAUGUGGCAUUUACUCCGACUUCAUGCUCGCGCUUGUAAAGAAUCUCAAUGUCAUGUCCCACGUUGCAGAGAUUUAAAUGAACAUUUGAGAAGGCUGCAACAACAGUCGGAUAGCCGGCGGAGGGUGGCGGUUAUGGAGAUGAUGAGGCAGCGUGCUGCUGAGGCUGCUAGCAGCACUUGAUCAGGGGCAAACUUGUAAAUAUUCUUGAUAUACACAGGCAGAUGAAGUGGGCAUUUUGGUCAAAGUUUUAACUGCAUUGACGACGAAAAGGAAGGGACAAUUGUUUUUAAAGAGCGAUUUGAGUGUAGUGUAUUAUAGUUAUCUUUCUCUUUUUGUUUCAUUUUUUUUCUUGGAUAUGAGUAACGUUUUUGGUGUCUUUUGUUUUUAUGGAAACGUGGAACAAUUCUUUGUUAGAGAGGGAAGGGAAUAAACAGAAAUUACAGUUGUGGACAUUUAUGGUUAUCUUUUUGUUGGUGUUUUAUUUAUUUAUUUAUUUA
This is a messenger RNA of Lactuca saligna, 5051 nucleotides long. Lineage: Eukaryota; Viridiplantae; Streptophyta; Magnoliopsida; Asterales; Asteraceae. The record is from the annotation of a GenBank genome assembly.